AUUUCUCCUCCCCACUGCACUGUUCUCGCAUAUUCUUCAGCAACGGCAUGACCAAGCUGACCGUCGCCGACGAAGAGGUCUUGGCCAAGGACCGGGAAGAGCACCCCGAAUGCACGUACUCUACAACCAUCUCGUCAUCCUGUCGGAGCGUCCAUGGCGACCGCCAAUGCGAGACUCUUCGCCGUAUCUUCCGCAACUGCCCUGGUCGGCCACGAAAGUUGAUCCUGGAUGUGAAGGACGAAACCCAAGAUAACUCGGCAGAUUCUUCUGUGGAUGGAGAAUCGAGUGGCAUUUUCCCUGAUCCGUUCCAGCUAUUCCGUGGUAGAAGCGCGCAUAGCCAUGGCGACAACGAGAUGUCGCGUGAAAGUGGAGUCAUGGGCAACCCGUUCGACAGCAUGGACGACUUGAUGCAGGAAAUGCUACGCCCAUUUGGAUUCAGUUCGUUUGGGAACUUUGGGUUCGGCCCACACGACCAAGAGGACUCUGCUCAAUUCCCGUUCCAUCAACCACCACCACACAACACACCUCCCCCACAUCGAGGAUAUUCAAGGCACCCUCCAGCAAACGCGAAGGUGCCACCGAGAAACAAAGACAUGUUCGAUGGCUUUGACGGGCCCGUGGAAGAGAUUUAAGGUGCAAUGCAGUUCAAGGCCGCCAUCCUUCAGUCGUUGACUCGACAUGUACGUGGGUGAAAAGCUGCGACCCCGUUCGUCGAAAGCAUUGGCCGAGUUGGCACGUAACUUAGAAAUUCAACACAUCUCGCUGUGCCA
Messenger RNA from Aphanomyces invadans, 770 nucleotides. RefSeq lists its product as hypothetical. The transcript has a single exon. The coding region runs from base 48 to 632 and encodes 194 amino acids. NCBI's taxonomy places the organism in Eukaryota, Oomycota, Saprolegniomycetes, Saprolegniales, Verrucalvaceae. The record is from RefSeq and is a predicted model, not a curated record.